Rhizophagus irregularis DAOM 181602=DAOM 197198 is the source of this 814-nucleotide messenger RNA. RefSeq lists its product as uncharacterized. Lineage: Eukaryota; Fungi; Glomeromycota; Glomeromycetes; Glomerales; Glomeraceae. The record is from RefSeq and is a predicted model, not a curated record. Gene Ontology annotation, molecular function: oxidoreductase activity, acting on paired donors, with incorporation or reduction of molecular oxygen; iron ion binding; heme binding.
AAUAGUGAUUGGUUGACUGAAACUAUGCUUGAUGUUAUCAUUAAAAGAAGAAAGGAGAUUGAUAAUAUGCAAAGUGAUGAAAUGAUUGGUUCAAACUUGUUGGAUAUCUUAUUGACGUUACAUACUCCACGUGAUCCUAGCGGGUAUGAUGAAAGUGAACCUCCAUUAACUGACCAAGAAAUUUGUGCAAUCAUUACGGAAGUCAGUAUAGCAGGUAUAGAUACGACUGGAAAUACAUUCUGCUUCGCAGUCUGGCUAUUAGUUAAGCAUCCUAAAGUUAUUGCACGUUUUCGAGAAGAAAUCAGUGAAAUACUAGGUGAAGAUAUAUCACGACAAAUAACCUACGAAGAUUUAGAAAAAUUUACAUACCUUGACGCAAUUAUGAAAGAAUCCACACGAGUCAUAACACUUACACCAAUUUCACCACGUAAUUCAACACAAGAGAGUAUUAUUGGAGGAAAACAUUUGGAAGCUAAUACAAAGUUCUUGAUUCUUCAUGAAUUAAUUCAUAAAUCACCUGAAUUUUGGGAAAACCCUGAUGAUUUCAUUCCGGAAAGAUUUUUGAAAGAAACUAAUAAUGAAAUUGCUAAGAAUACCUUUAUUCCUUUCGGAGGUGGUACAAGAAUGUGCCCAGGAAGGUAUAUGGCCAUGGCAGAAUUGAAAACCUUGUUGAUUUUGUUAUUUAGAAAGUAUGAUGUCGAAUUGGUUGAUAAUGUAUCAAAAGAACCGAAAAUCCAAUUUACAUCUGUUUAUGAAUGCACUGAAAUGAAAGUUUUAGUACGUCCUAAAUAUUAACUUAUAAUUAUGUAUAGCA